Eurytemora carolleeae is the source of this 2235-nucleotide messenger RNA. It is a transcript of the gene Arp3, whose product is annotated as actin-related protein 3. Gene Ontology annotation, biological process: Arp2/3 complex-mediated actin nucleation. Lineage: Eukaryota; Metazoa; Arthropoda; Copepoda; Calanoida; Temoridae. The transcript has 12 exons. Gene Ontology annotation, cellular component: actin cortical patch; Arp2/3 protein complex. Bases 294 to 1547 code for a protein of 417 amino acids. Gene Ontology annotation, molecular function: actin filament binding. The record is from RefSeq and is a predicted model, not a curated record.
GUUGUGACCUCCCAUUGGUCCAUUGUUCUCCAUAUUGAAUCCUGCAGCGCUGGGUGGGGGCAGAAAUUCUAGAGUUCUUAUCAUUUUCCACAAAAUGUUCCUCAACUCCAGCUUAAACAGACGAUAAAGUGAUCAAGUUAGAAAUCGUAAAGCCUUGUGAUCAGGGAUUGGUUAAAAUUAGGAAAUAUUACUUGAUGGCCGACGAGACAAGUAAACAAACAUUGAAUUAGAUUUCCGGUGAAAAACUUGUUGUUUAUGCUCAAUGAUAGGAGUGAAUUAUUAAAACAAUAAACAUGGCUCGAAGAUUACCUGCUUGUGUUAUUGAUGUAGGGACGGGGUACACCAAGAUGGGGUAUGCGGGUAAUAAAGAACCCCAGUUUAUUAUCCCGAGUGCUAUAGCUGUCAAGGAAACGGCGAAGGUUGGAGAUGAGACCCAGAGAAGGGUGACAAGAGGAGUGGAGGAUCUAGAUUUUUAUAUUGGAGACGAGGCGAUGGAGCAGAAAACUCCUUACGCUGUUAAGUACCCUGUCCGACAUGGUUUGGUGGAGGACUGGGACCUGAUGGAACGCUACCUAGAGCAGUGUAUAUUCAAGUACCUCAGGGCAGAACCAGAAGAUCAUUAUUUUCUACUUACAGAACCUCCACUAAACACUCCAGAGAAUAGGGAGUAUACGGCGGAGAUAAUGUUCGAAUCCUUUAAUGUACCGGGUUUAUAUAUAGCUGUACAGGCUGUGCUAUCCCUGGCUGCGUCCUGGGUUAAGAAGAAAGGAGCGGAAAGACCUUUAACUGGUGUAGUCAUAGAUUCAGGAGAUGGAGUUACUCAUGUUAUACCAGUGGCCAAUGGAUAUGUGAUAGGAUCGUGUAUAAAGCAUAUUCCUAUAGCUGGCCGGUCAAUAACCAGCUUUAUACAACAUCUGCUCAGAGAGAGAGAGAUAGGAAUCCCUCCAGAACAAUCACUAGAAACUGCCAAGGCUAUCAAAGAAAGGUAUUGUUACAUGUGUCCUAACAUAGCCAAGGAGUUUAGUAGAUAUGACAGCCAGCCUGAGAAGUAUAUAAAGCAGUAUACUGGCACAAAUGCAAUUACUAAGAAGGAUUUCACCGUUGAUGUCGGAUACGAGCGCUUCCUUGGACCAGAGAUAUUUUUUCAUCCUGAGUUUGCUAACCCUGACUUCACUGUUCCUAUCAGUGAAACUGUGGAUAGUGUGGUACAGAAUUGUCCAAUAGAUGAACGGCGGGGUCUUUACAAGAAUAUCGUUCUUUCCGGCGGUUCUACCAUGUUUAAGGAUUUUGGUAAACGAUUAGAAAGAGAUAUAAAGAAGAGUGUGGACGGAAGGCUAAAGAUUACAGAAGAACUGACUGGACAAACGCCAAAACCCAUUGAAGUACAAGUGAUCUCGCAUCAGAUGCAACGCUACGCAGUCUGGUUCGGAGGCAGUAUGCUUGCAUCAACGCCCGAGUUCUAUCGAGUGUGUCACACUAAAGCUGAUUACGAUGAGUACGGACCUUCUAUUUGUCGGCACAACCCUGUCUUCGGCACAAUGACGUAGAAAAGCACAAAAUAUGGCACCGAGGUCACCAGAUCUGCAGGCACACAUUCAAUCCAUCUAUCCGGUCCGUUCAUUUGACCUCCACAACGGUCAUUGGACCGUUAGAUAUUCUCUGAACCAUGAUUCGGUGCUAAAACUUGAUUUUACGUGAUGAUCCUACAAACCAGUGAAACCAGUUUUGGGAGUGGCGCGUACCGAUCCACAGUACAUCGACGUGCAGGGUCAGUUGUACACCGACGUGCUGGGUCAAAUUUGGCGGUUCCUUUGCAUCGGGUUCAACAUAUUUGACAAAAAUAAAUUAGUUCAACUCUAUCACUAAACCAAGUUUGUAUUUUUUCUUUGUGAUCUAGACUUUAAUGAUUUGUGAAGCCUUCACGGCAAAUUUUUAUUUAAAACAUGAUUUUUAACGAGACUCCAUUUAACAUUGGUUUUAUUAAUGAAUUAAUGAAUUUAUUUAAAGAAAGCUAGUUCUGUAUUUUUCUUGAUAGUCCCUGUAGUCUAUCAAAUCCUUAGUUGAUUCCUUCCACUGCUUCUAUACGCUUUGUAGAAGACUUUGUUAAAAUGUGUUGAUUUCCUAUGUGAUUAACCCGAGAUGAUAUUAUAAAUUAAUUAAUCAAUAAUUAUCAUGCUUCCAGAAAUCCACAAUUCAUCUCUCCGCUGUUUUUAGUAAAUACAUCUUUUUAUUAUA